AUGAGGGAGCGGUACGGCAGUGACACAGCCAAACCCACAGGAACAGAGAUCCGCAAGGACGCUCCUCACCCUCCUCACACUCCUCACACUCCUCACACCAUGAACGCUCUUCUGCUGACCUGCUUCCUCUUUCUGGCAUGUUGCUCCAUGGGGGUCACACAAACCACAGUGUCUGAGGGGAGGAGUAGUAUGACAUCAUCUGGGAAUGGAAUUCAGAUCUCCAGCGAUGAAGAUGUGGAGUUGGAACAUGAAGAAGAUUCCAGAGAGGAGUUACCACAGGUUCAGCGUGUUAGUAAACCUGAGGAGAAGGGGAAGAGCCGGAGAAAGGGAAAAGGAAAGAGAAGACACAAGAAUAAGGGAACACCCAGCGACAUGCCCAGCAACAUGCCCACCCACAUGACCCCCCACUUGAGGGGGGAGGAUCCCUGUGCUACAACACACCAGGACUACUGUAUCCAUGGGCAGUGCAAAUACAUGGAAGACCUGGGAGAGCCCACCUGUGUCUGUGUGAAGGGCUAUGAUGGGGAGCGCUGUGGCAUCCAGCUGCUGAAAACGGGGCAAAAGGAGCAGGACCCCGAGGUGACCCAGACCGUGCUGGUGGUUAUCGCCGUGGUGCUGUCCCUCAUCAGCUGCUGUGCUAUCCUGCUCAUGAUCUGUGCGCAUUAUAGAACCCACAGGAACUUUCUGGCAGCCUACCUAGGAACAAGCAGUGAGAAGGAAAAACUCCAGAAAAACAGCGGGGAUAUGGGGGUCUGAACAGAAGCAGGUUCCCGGAGUGCUCCAUUCCACCGAAGUUUAGCCCAAAAGUGAAUCUACAGAAUAAAGGUUUUUUUAGUACUGUAUUUUUAUAUUUAUUUAUUUGGUAUUAUUAUUUAUUGAAUAAUUCAUGUUUGUUUGUUAGACUUUGAGGAUGUAAACUGAACUCCAUUUUAACUAAUUGAAUUUAAGCUUUAUUUAAAAUAUUUAUUUAUUGCUACAUUGCUUGAUCAAAGAAGCCCUGUGAAGAUGCAUUCUAAAAUGCAAGUUUGUCUCUGUGGCAUUCAGUGGAUGUUUGAUCACUCUAAUAAAUCUUUCAGCUGUUAUA
Megalops cyprinoides (Indo-Pacific tarpon) is the source of this 1084-nucleotide messenger RNA. RefSeq names its product proheparin-binding EGF-like growth factor. The coding region runs from base 1 to 756 and encodes 251 amino acids. NCBI's taxonomy places the organism in Eukaryota, Metazoa, Chordata, Actinopteri, Elopiformes, Megalopidae. Gene Ontology annotation, biological process: positive regulation of mitotic nuclear division; epidermal growth factor receptor signaling pathway; positive regulation of cell population proliferation. The transcript has 7 exons. The record is from RefSeq and is a predicted model, not a curated record.